Messenger RNA from Cyanistes caeruleus (blue tit), 8022 nucleotides. Lineage: Eukaryota; Metazoa; Chordata; Aves; Passeriformes; Paridae. The record is from RefSeq and is a predicted model, not a curated record.
AUGGGGCAAGUGUGGCUGGCCAGGCUCCUGCUGGGCUGCUCGGCCGUGCUGGCCGUGGCACCGGCACGGGGACAGUACGAGGGGGACUUGCAGACGGACAGGCUGGCAGCCUUCGAGGAGAGACCCCCGAGCAGGGUGAGGAGAAGGGGCCAGGACUCGCUGCGAGGCCCAAAUGUCUGCGGCUCCAGGUUCCAUUCCUACUGCUGUCCCGGCUGGAAAACUCUGCCUGGAGGGAACCAGUGCAUUGUCCCAAUCUGCAGGAAUUCCUGCGGGGAUGGAUUCUGCUCCCGGCCCAACAUGUGCACCUGCUCCAAUGGCCAGCUGUCCCCGAGCUGCGGCUCGCCUGGAGUGCAGAGCUGCAGCGUGCGGUGCAUGAACGGCGGCAGCUGCUCCGAGGAGGCCUGUCUGUGCCAGAAGGGAUUCACAGGAACCUACUGCGGGCAGCCCGUGUGUGAGAACGGCUGCCAGAACGGGGGCAGGUGCAUCGGGCCCAACCGCUGCGCUUGUGUCUACGGCUUCACCGGGCCCCAGUGCGAGAGAGAUUACCGCACCGGGCCCUGCUUCAGCCAGGUGAACAACCAGAUGUGCCAGGGCCAGCUGAGCGGCAUCGUGUGCACCAAGACCAUGUGCUGUGCCACCAUCGGCCGCGCCUGGGGCCACCCCUGCGAGAUGUGCCCGGGCCAGCCGCACCCCUGCCGCCGCGGCUUCAUCCCCAACAUCCGCAGCGGAGCCUGCCAGGAUGUGGACGAGUGCCAGGCCAUCCCUGGCCUCUGCCAAGGUGGGAACUGCAUCAACACCGUGGGAUCCUACGAGUGCAAGUGCCCUGCUGGGCACAAGCAGAGCGAGACCAGCCACAGGUGUGAAGACGUGGACGAGUGCGGGGCCAUGCCCGGCGUGUGCGACGGCGGCGACUGCACCAACACCGUGGGCAGCUACGUGUGCUCCUGCCCCCGCGGCUUCGCCAGCAGCCCCGACGGCUCCCGCUGCCUCGACCAGCGCCUGGGGACGUGUUUCUCGGCUCUGCUGGGUGGUCGCUGUGCCGGGGACGUGCCGGGCCAGGCCAGCAGGAUGCAGUGCUGCUGUGACUCAGGACGCUGCUGGGCCAUCGGCCAGACCCCCGAGAUGUGCCCUGUGAGGGGCUCAGACGAGUACCGCAGGCUGUGCAUCGAGGGACUCCCGGUGGUGCCAGGCUUCCCCGGGAACUUCCCGGGAAUUCCUGGAUUCGGGCCCAACGGGGUCGGGCCGGGACUCAACGGGCCCGGGGGCAUCGGCCCGAACGGGGCGAACGGCCAGGGCGGGAUCCCGGGGCUGCCCGGGAUGGGCCCGGGCAGCUCCAGCAUCGGAACGGCCACGCUGAACCAGACCAUCGACAUCUGCAAACACUUCACCAACCUGUGCCUGAACGGGCGCUGCAUCCCCACCCCGUCCAGCUACCGCUGCGAGUGCAACAUGGGCUACAAGCAGGACGUCCGUGGCGAGUGCAUCGAUGUGGACGAGUGCUCGAGCAGCCCCUGCGUCCACGGCGACUGCGUCAACACGCCGGGCUCCUACCACUGCAAGUGCCACGAGGGCUUCCAGAGCACCCCCACCAAGCAGGCCUGCAUUGACAUCGACGAGUGCAUCAUGAACGGGGUGAUGUGCAGGAACGGGCGCUGCGUCAACACCGACGGCAGCUUCCAGUGCAUCUGCAACGCCGGCUUCGAGAUCACCCCCGACGGCAAGAACUGCGUGGACCACGACGAGUGUGCCACCACCAACAUGUGCCUCAACGGGAUGUGCAUCAAUGAGGAUGGGAGCUUCAAGUGCAUCUGCAAACCCGGCUUUGUCCUGGCUCCCAACGGGCGCUACUGCGUGGACAUCGAUGAGUGUGAGACCCCCGGGAUCUGCAUGAACGGCUGGUGCAUCAACACGGAGGGCUCGUUCCGCUGCGAGUGCCUGGGGGGGCUGGCGAUCGGCGUGGACGGCCGGGUGUGUGUGGACACCCACAUGCGCAGCACCUGCUACGGGGGCAUCAAAAAGGGCACCUGCGCCCGUCCCUUCCCCGGCGCCGUCACCAAAUCCGAGUGCUGCUGUGCCAACCCCGACCACGGCUUCGGGGAGCCCUGCCAGCCCUGCCCGGCCAAGAACUCCGCGGAAUUCCAGGCUCUCUGCAGCAGCGGCAUCGGGAUCACGGCUGAUGGCAGAGACAUCAACGAGUGCGCCCUGAACCCCGACAUCUGCCCCAACGGGAUGUGUGAGAACCUGCGGGGCAGCUACCGCUGCAUCUGCAACCUGGGCUACGAGUCCGACCCCACGGGCAAGAACUGCGUGGAUGUGGACGAGUGCAGCGUCAAUCGGCUGCUGUGUGACAACGGGCUGUGCAGGAACACCCCCGGCAGCUACACCUGCACCUGCCCCAAGGGCUUCGUGUUCCGCACCGAGACCGACACCUGCGAAGACAUCAACGAGUGCACGUCCAACCCGUGUGUGAACGGGCUGUGCCGGAACAACGCCGGCUCCUUCGCCUGCGAGUGCUCCCCGGGCAGCAAACUGGACCCCAGCGGCACCAUCUGUGUGGACAGCAUGAAGGGCACCUGCUGGCUCAACAUCCAGGACGGGCGCUGCGAGGUGAACAUCAACGGGGCCACGCUGAAAUCCGAGUGCUGUGCCACGCUGGGGGCAGCCUGGGGCAGCCCCUGCGAGCGCUGCGAGAUCGACGUGCGGCUGGAGCAGUGCUACAUGCGCUGGGACGAGGACGAGUGCACGGAGCCGCUGCCCGGCAAGUUCCGCAUGGACAUGUGCUGCUGCUCGGUGGGCUCGGCCUGGGGCUCCGACUGCGAGGAGUGUCCCCGGCCGGGCUCCGGGGAGUACAAGGCGCUGUGUCCCCGCGGGCCCGGCUUUGCCAACCGGGGCGAUGUGCUCUCGGGACGGCCCUUCUACAAAGAUGUGAACGAGUGCAAGGUGUUCUCCGGGCUGUGCACCCACGGCACCUGCAGGAACACCAUCGGCAGCUUCAGGUGCAUCUGCGGCAACGGCUUCGCUCUGGAUGCCGAGGAGAGGAACUGCACAGACAUCGACGAGUGCCGCAUCUCCCCCGACCUGUGUGGCCACGGCUCCUGUGUCAACACCCCGGGCAGCUUCGAGUGCGAGUGCUUCGAGGGCUACGAGAGCGGCUUCAUGAUGAUGAAGAACUGCAUGGACAUCAACGAGUGCGAGCGGGACCCGCUGCUGUGCCGGGGCGGGAUCUGCAUGAACACCGACGGCAGCUUCGAGUGCAUCUGCCCCCCUGGGCACGAGCUGACAGCCGAGGGCAACACCUGCAUUGACAUCAACGAGUGCUCCCUCAGUGACAACCUCUGUCGCAACGGGCGCUGCGUCAACGUCAUCGGCACCUACCAGUGCUCCUGCGACUCGGGCUUCCAGGCCACGCCGGACAGGCAGGGCUGUGUCGACAUUGACGAGUGCACCAUCACCAACGGGGGCUGUGACACCCACUGCUCCAACUCCGAGGGCAGCUACGAGUGCAGCUGCAGCGAAGGCUACGCCCUGAUGCCAGACAAGAGGUCCUGUGCAGAUAUCGAUGAGUGUGAGGAUAACCCCGACAUCUGUGACGGGGGGCAGUGCACCAACAUCCCCGGGGAGUACCGCUGCCUCUGCUUCGACGGCUUCAUGGCAUCCCUGGACAUGAAGACCUGCAUUGAUGUGAACGAGUGCGACCUGAACCCCAACAUCUGCCUGCACGGCGAGUGUGAGAACACCAAGGGCUCCUUCAUCUGCCACUGCCAGCUGGGCUACUUCGUCAAGAAGGGAACCACGGGGUGCACAGACAUCGACGAGUGUGAGAUCGGGGCGCACAACUGCGACAUGCACGCGUCCUGCAUCAACAUCCCCGGCAGCUUCAAGUGCAAGUGCCGCUCGGGCUGGCUCGGGGACGGGCUCAAGUGCAACGACCUGGACGAGUGUGCGACCGAGGAGCACAAGUGCAACCUGAACGCCAACUGCGUGAACACGCCCGGCUCCUACCGCUGCGCCUGCCGCGACGGCUUCAACGGCGACGGCUUCUCCUGCUCAGACGUGGACGAGUGCGCGGACAACGUGAACCUGUGUGAGAACGGGCAGUGCCUGAACGCCCCCGGCGGGUACCGCUGCGAGUGCGAGAUGGGCUUCAACCCCACCGAGGACAGCAAGGCCUGCCAGGACAUUGAUGAAUGCACCUUCCAGAACAUCUGUGUCUUUGGCACCUGCCAGAACCUGCCCGGGAUGUUCCGCUGUGCCUGCGACGAUGGAUACGAGCUGGACAGGAGCGGGGGCAACUGCACAGACAUCAACGAGUGUGCAGACCCUGUGAACUGCAUCAACGGGCUCUGCGUCAACACCCCCGGCAGCUACCUGUGCAACUGCCCCCAGGACUUCGAGCUGAACCCCACCGGGGUGGGCUGUGUGGAUACCCGGGUCGGGAAUUGCUUCCUGGACACGCAGGACCGGGGGGACGGGGGCAUCUCCUGCAGCGCUGAGAUCGGCGUGGGGGUCACCCGGGCCUCCUGCUGCUGCUCCCUGGGCCGUGCCUGGGGCAACCCCUGCGAGCUCUGUCCUCCAGCCAACACCACCGAGUACAAGACCUUGUGCCCUGGGGGAGAAGGGUUCCGCCCCAACCCCAUCACCGUCAUCCUGGAGGACAUCGACGAGUGCCAGGAGCUGCCAGGGCUGUGCCAGGGCGGGAACUGCGUCAACACCUUCGGCAGCUUCCAGUGCGAGUGUCCCCUGGGCUACUACCUCAACGAGGACACCCGGAUCUGUGAAGAUAUCGACGAGUGCUCUGCCCACAUCGGGAUCUGUGGCCCGGGCACCUGCUACAACACCCUGGGCAACUACACCUGCGUGUGCCCCCCCGAGUACAUGCAGGUCAACGGGGGAAACAACUGCAUGGACAUGAGGAAGAGCGUUUGCUACCGCAACUACAACGACACCUGCGAGAACGAGCUGUCCUUCAACAUGACCAAGAAGAUGUGCUGCUGCUCCUACAACAUCGGCAAGGCCUGGAACAAACCCUGCGAGCCCUGUCCCACCCCUGCCAGCCCCGAGUACCAGAUCCUGUGUGGGAACCAAGCCCCCGGCUUUAUCAUCGACAUCCACACAGGGAAGCCCAUCGAUAUCGAUGAGUGCAGCGAGAUCCCGGCCAUCUGCACCAACGGCGUCUGCAUCAACCAGAUCGGGAGCUUCCGCUGCGAGUGCCCCAUCGGCUUCAGCUACAACAACAUCCUGCUCAUCUGCGAAGACAUCGACGAGUGCAGCAGCGGGGAGACGCUGUGCCAGCGGCACGCCGAGUGUGUCAACAUCCCGGGCAGCUUCCGCUGCGAGUGCGCCACCGGAUACCGCCUGUCCCCGGGGGGGGCCUGCGUGGUUGCUUUCCAGGAGCUGUGUCCCUAUGGCCACGGGGCCAUCCCGGGCCCGGGUGACACCCGGGAAGAUGUGAACGAGUGCUCGGAGAACCUGGGGGUCUGCAUCAACGGCGCCUGCAUCAACACCGACGGCUCCUUCCGCUGCGAGUGCCCCUUCGGCUACAACCUGGACUACACCGGGGUCAACUGCGUGGGAAAGUUUUUGGAGCACCCCAAACCCCCCCCACUGCUCCGUUCCCCCUGGUGCUGGCACCGCCCCAGCCCCUGGAUUUGUGUCCCCUCUCCGUGCCCAGACACCCGCCAGGGCUUCUGCUUCACGGAGGUGCUGCAGACCAUGUGCCAGAUGUCCUCCACCAACCGCAACCUGGUCACCAAGUCCGAGUGCUGCUGCAACAGCGGGCGCAGCUGGGGCCCCCAGUGCGAGCUCUGCCCCCUGCCCGGCACUGCCCACUACAAGAAGAUGUGUCCCCACGGCCCUGGCUACUCCACGGACGGCAGAGACAUCGACGAGUGCAAGGUGCUGCCCAACCUGUGCAGGAACGGGCAGUGCAUCAACAGCAUCGGCUCCUUCCGCUGCCACUGCCGGCUGGGCUACACCCCGGACAUCACGGGCACCGCCUGCCAGGAUCUGGACGAGUGUAACCAGUCCCCCAAGCCCUGCAACUUCAUCUGCAAGAACACCGAGGGCAGCUACCAGUGCUCCUGCCCCCGGGGCUACGUCCUGCAGGAGGACGGCAAGAUCUGCAAAGACCUGGACGAGUGUUCCACCAAGCAGCACAACUGCCAGUUCCUCUGUGUCAACGUCAUCGGGGGCUUCAACUGCAAGUGUCCCCCUGGCUUCACGCAGCACCACUCGUCCUGCAUUGACAACAACGAGUGCACAGCUCAGCCCUCCCUGUGCGGAGCCAAGGGGCAGUGCCUGAACACCCCGGGCAGCUACAACUGCGAGUGCCAGAAGGGAUUUUCCCUGGACAGCUCCGGGGUCAACUGUGAAGAUGUGGACGAGUGUGACGGGAACCACCGGUGCCAGCACGGCUGCCAGAACGUGCUGGGGGGCUACCGCUGCGGCUGCCCCCAGGGCUACGUGCAGCACUACCAGUGGAACCAGUGCGUGGACGAGAACGAGUGCUCCAGCCCCUCUGCCUGUGGCUCUGCCUCCUGCUACAACACCCUGGGCAGCUUCAAGUGCGUUUGUCCCUCGGGCUUCGACUUCGACCAGGCCUUCGGGGGCUGCCAGGACGUGGACGAGUGCUCGGCCGGGGGCAGCCCCUGCAGCUACGGCUGCUCCAACACGGACGGGGGGUACCUGUGCGGCUGUCCCGGGGGCUACUUCCGAGCGGGACAGGGCCACUGCAUUUCUGGCCUGGGAUUUGGGAAGGGUCCCUACCUGCCUGCGCCCCAGGAGGAGGAUGAGGACAACCUGCUGUCCCCCGAGACCUGCUACGAGUGCAAGAUCAACGGGUACCCCAAGAGGGGCCGGCAGCGGCGCAGCGUCAACGGCACAGAGAGACACCAGGAGCACGCCGUGAACUUGGCCAGCAUGGACGUGGAGGCGCCGCUGUCCAUGACGCUGAACCUGUCGGAGCUGGCGCGCAAGGAGCACAUCCUGGAGCUGCUGCCGGCCGUGGAGCCGCUGGAGAACCGCGUGCGCUACACCAUCGCUCAGGGCAACGAGGAGGGGCUGUUCCGCAUCCACCACAGGGAGGGGCUCAGCUUCCUGCACCUGGGCCGCAAGAAAAUCCCGCCCGGCACGUACCUGCUGGAGAUCGUGAGCGUGGCGCUGCCCCGCCGGAGGGAACUGCACAAACUCGAGGCCGACAACCACCUCGACUACUUGGCAGGGGAGCUGGGCCAGGCACUGAGGAUGAAGCUGCAGCUCCAGCUCUACUAAAGCCACGAGAGACCCCCCAGUCCCACCCGACAGCGCAGCCCUGCCCCUCGCCACCCACCCCGGGAACAACGGGAUCCGCUCCUGCCACCGCCGGGACAGCCACGGGAAAUGUCCCUUGGGAUCAGCCAUGGGAAAUGUCCCUUGGGAUCAGCCAUGGGAAAUGUCCCUUGGGAUCAGCCACGGGAAAUGUCCCUCUGGAAUCAGCCAUGGGAAAUGUCACUUGGGAUCAGCACCCUCUGGGGCUGCUCUGCUCCAGGGGGUGCCUGAGCCAAGCCCACAAGCACAAAGCUCCCGAGAGCCAAAGGUUCCAAGCUCCAGAGGUUCUCCCUUCCCUCUGCUCCCCCCGUCCCCCUUAUCCAGGACACUCGGAGCUGGGGAGCCGCCUGUUCUCCAAGGCCACAUCCCAGGAAAAGUGAGGGGGGCUGGGGGCAGCCCUGGGGGGAGCUGUGGCUCCGUUGGUGUCCGUGCAUCUCCCAACAGCUCCCGCUAAUCCUCGGGAUGGUGCUGCAGGAGCCAUCCCAACUGAUCCCAGUUCCCGGGAUUGAAGGUGCUCGAUUCCCGGGAUCAGAGGUGUCAAUUCCCAGGAUUAAAAAUGCUCAGUUCCUGGGAUCAGAGAUGCUCGAUUCCCGGGAUCAGAGGUGCUCAGUUCCCGGGAUCAGAGGUGCUCAGUUCUCGGGAUUAAAGGUGCCAAUUCCCAGGAUUAAAGGUGCUCGAUUCCCAGGAUUAAAGGUGCUCAAUUCCCGGGAUUAAAGG